CUUCAAUUAAAUCCACGUGAACAUUUAGUGAACUUGUGAACGCUGGUUUUCGAAGAAUGAGGCCUAUCCUUUUCGUAGUGGUUACUGUUUUAAUAGGUAGCGGCCACUCAAACACCGGGAAGCUUGUGAGAAAAACUCGUGCACUGGGCGCAAUUUGUGGCACAAAUCGCGUCUUGUGCCGGUACUCCGACCUGUCCGGCUGCCCCCUCUCACCUGACUUCAGCUUCGCCGUGGACUGCCGCGGGGGGUGCUGCUACUAUCUGCAGGAAUUCUGCCACACCUCUGAGACCUGCUGGUACGUUUUUCUCCGGAACUUGAGACGUGCUCGUAUCUUGAAGAAGUUGGCAGACGAUCGGAAAGCCGCUGCAGCAAAAAGGGCAGAAGAAGAAAGGAAAGCCGCAGAAGAAAGGAAGGCAGAAGAAGAAAGGAAGGCGGCAGAAACAAGAAAAUCGGAAGAAGAAAGGUCUGCGUAACCGGAAAAUAAACAGCAGCCGUAAUAAAGGGGAAUAACCGGAUUUUUAAUACUGUUUAUUCCAUCAAUAUAAUAAUUACCAUGAGCUUCUAUCGAAUUAUGGUAAAUGUAGUAGCUACUUUGUGUUGUCAAAUGAGUUAUGAGUAAUUGGAAUCAAUACUAUUUUCAUAAAAAUGAGAUGCUCGCAUCACUAAAUUUGAUAAAAAUUGGCCCUGUUUUGGUUUCUAAGGAUUGCCAUGAAUUAUUAGAUUAGGCUUUUAAGUUUUUAAGAAAAAUGACAAAAUACAAUAUUUUUUUCUAGAUAGCUAAUUGUUAUUUUCAGUACAUAAAGAAUUCUUUUUUCUUUACAUAUAGGCUUACUAUUACACUGUUGUUACUGUUUGUGAUGUGAAUAUUGAUGCAAAAGCCAUUGUAAUUUAUUUUUCUGUUUAAGUUUGAUUGUAAAUAUGUCAAUAUAUUAAAACAUAAUUAUUAAAUAAAUAAAGGCUCUUAUGCGUGAACUU
Physella acuta is the source of this 975-nucleotide messenger RNA. RefSeq lists its product as uncharacterized. The record is from RefSeq and is a predicted model, not a curated record. NCBI's taxonomy places the organism in Eukaryota, Metazoa, Mollusca, Gastropoda, Physidae.